AUGGAGACAGAGGCAGUGGAGCCGGCCGGGCUGGAACCGGCCGGGCUGGGGACGGCGGGGACGGGGACAGAGGGGAUAGAACCGGCGGGAACUGGGAUAGAGGGGAUAGAGCCGGCCGGGCUGGAACCGGCCGGGCUGGGGACGGCGGGGAUAGAACCGGCGGGGAUGGGGACGGCGGAGAUCGAACCGGCGGAGCCGGAGCCGAAGCCGGCCGGGCUGGAACUGGCGGAGAUAGAACAGGCCCGCGAGGCGGAGGAGCCCCCGGGGUGCCCGGCCCUGCCCGCUGAGGCCCCGCAGCACGGCCCCCCAGCCGCGGCGUCCCCGGCUGAAGGGGCGCUGCCCACCUCGCCCGGCCGGGAACGGGAACAGGAACGGGAACGGGAACGGGAGCGGGAGCGGGGCCGGCGCGGGGCCGCCGUGCAGGGCUCCACCGGGCAGGCGGCGCGGGGCAGGGCCCGGCGGGCCCCGGGCCGCCGCAACGGGGGUGAGAACAGCCGGCGGCCCGGGGUCACGGUGGACAGCUCCAAGGCCAAGACCUCUCUGGAGGCCCUGAAAAUCAGCCUGCAGCAGCUCCGCUGGAAGGAGUUUCCGUUUGGCCGCCGCUUGCCGUGUGACAUCUAUUGGCACGGGGUGUCAUUUCAUGAUAACAACAUCUUCUCAGGGCAAGUCAACAAGUUUCCAGGCAUGUUGGAGACGGUUCGGAAAAUUACCCUGAGUCGGGCCAUGAGAAUAAUGCAAGAUCUGUUUCCUCUGGAGUACAACUUCUACCCUAGAUCCUGGAUUCUGCCAGAAGAACUGCCCCUCUUUGUGGCUGAGGUUCGUAUGAUGAAAGACAACAAUCCAUCCUGGAAGCCCACAUUUAUUGUAAAGCCUGAUGGAGGCUGCCAGGGGGAUGGAAUCUACCUCAUCAAAGACCCAAGUGACAUCAGGCUGACAGGGAGCAUCCAGAGCCGGCCAGCUGUGGUCCAGGAAUACAUCUGCAAACCACUGCUCGUGGACAAACUGAAAUUUGAUAUUCGUCUCUAUGUCCUGCUGAAAUCCUUGGAACCAUUAGAGAUUUAUAUAGCCAAAGAUGGACUUUCUAGGUUUUGUACAGAGCCCUAUCAAGAACCCACUCUCAAAAAUUUGCACCAGGUUUUUAUGCACUUAACCAACUAUUCACUAAAUAUCCAUAGUGGGAAUUUCAUCCAUUCUGACAGUGUAAACACUGGCAGCAAGAGGACUUUUUCAAGCAUUCUGUGCAGACUGUCUUCCAAAGGAGCUGAUGUCAAAAAGCUCUGGUCAGAUAUAAUUUCAUUGGUGAUUAAAACAAUUAUUGCACUGACACCAGAACUGAAAGUUUACUAUCAGUCUGACAUACCAGCAGGAAAGCCUGGGCCAACUUGCUUCCAGAUUUUAGGAUUUGACAUUCUCCUGAUGAAAAACUUGAAGCCCGUGUUACUGGAAGUAAAUGCAAACCCCAGCAUGAGAAUAGAACACGAGAAAGAGCUUUCUCCUGGAGUAUUUGAAAAUGUCCCAAGCCGUGUUGAUGAAGAAGUGAAAGUUGCUGUCAUCAGAGACACUCUGCGGCUGAUGGACCCUCAGAAAAAGAAGAAGAAAGACACUCAGUGCCAGAGCUGGGAGCAGGCGGGGCCGGGGGCGGGCGAGGAGCUGCCGGACGCUGUGGCGGGCGCGGAGGCGGCGCUGCCCUCGCUGUGCCUCAAGCAGGUGUUCCCCAAGUACGCCAAGCAGUUCAGCUACCUGCGCCUCGUGGACAGGGUGGCCGCGCUCUUCAUCCGCUUCCUCGGCGUCAAAGGCACCACCAAGCUGGGCCCAACGGGCUUCCGCACCUUCAUAAGAAACUGCAAACUGAGUAACAGCAAUUUUUCAAUGGCUGCUGUAGAUAUCCUCUAUAUUGAUAUCACAAGGAGGUGGAACAGCAUGGGCAUUGACCACAAGGAAUCAAGUAACCCAGGAAUGUGUCUGCAAGCCUUUGUGGAAGCCUUCUUCUGCCUGGCCCAGAAGAAGUACAAGUCGCGGCCGCUGCACGAGCAGGUGGCGUUGCUGAUCGAGCAGUGCGAGUGCCGCCUGGCCGCGCUGCAGGGCCCGCGGCUGCUGUGGGGCUGCGGGCUGGCCGAGCGCCCCGGGGCCCCGCCAGCCGCGCCCGGCGCCGCCCGGCCCCACCGCCACCAGGUGUUCCGGCUGCAGAAACCAGCGCAGCUCAGGGCGCUCGUGUGCCGGGACACCGCCGGCAGUUAAUCCCCAGCCAGGGACGUGCGCUGCUGGAGGAGAGACUGGCGCUGGAAUCCCUUCGUUUCACGGUGACAACUGUUUAUUUCAGCUGCAUUUUUUAUUUAUGCUUUACAAAAAAGUCUACUGCAACCUCAUGUUGUUAAAUAAUGACCCUGGCAAUGACUAUUUCUUCACCUCUCUGUGGGAUUUACGGUGCAUAUCCCAUGACAAGCUGUGCAUUCAUCCUGAGUGCGUGAAAGAGAAGGACCAAAGCACAAGGGUGAUAACCAGCAUCAUGGGAUUUGCUGCACUGACUGAGGCACACUCGUGUCUCAGGAAUUACAUUGCUUUGUGUGCACAGGACAUGUCACAGAAACCAAGGAAGGAACUGAACUCACAAAUACCAGACUGGAAAACUGAAAUCUGGAAUUACACUUGUGCUCAGACUUCAGGUCUUGACGCUCUUCUUUCCAUGGCUUGGACUGUACAUGCUGGAAUCAAUACCGAUUUGGUCAAUGUCUAUGUACUUAUUUUUUAAAGUCAGUCUUAAAACACUGAUAUUUUGGCUUCUACUUCUUUGUACACGUCUUGCCAUGACAAGUACUGUUAGUUUUUUAAAGAACUAAAACUCUUUAUCCUUUUGCUUCCACAGAACCAAUAAUCUCACACUUAUUCACAAAAGAAAGAUUUACUUUCUUAAGUAAAAUUUGGUGAAUCAAGUGGUGGUUUUGUCUUCAGGGAUUCAGUACUGCUUCUGCAGAAAGCUAUACAAAUGCCUAAGAGGUCACUUAAAUUCCAGUGGAACCAAGCAUCUCACUGACUUUAGCCUAAACUAACUGUAUUCUAGAUUUGCUUAUUUUUUGGCUUUUACAGGUCCUUUUGGGACCUGCAGUAACAUCUAGAGCAGAUCUUUUUUGUGUCUUUGCACAUAUUCUUCGUUUUUCCCUUAAAUAAUAGCAUAACUGUAUGGAUUAGAUCUGAGGAUGUUGUGUCAAAACUGGGCUGUACUGCUGGAGUAGUACAGAGGGUCUUAUUUUUCAGGAAAUGAACCAUGACUUCUAUGAUCACACACUUCUUGUGGGGUCUAAGCAGAACAGGAGACUGGCUGGAAGGACAGGAAUUACUUGGAACUUCAGGGAUGUUGAGUGAAAUUCUUUGUGGUCUGCAGUUUAUGACAAUAAUGAAUGGCUACAUCUGAGCUUGAUUUUCCUCCUUUGUUCUACUCUUCAAUGUUAAUGCCUUGGCUUAUGUUCUAGUGUCUCCAUGCUAUCAGAAAUGGCAAAGCACUGAGCUUUGGGUUGGAGAGCAUUCCCUGAACUCCAUAUCAAAAUGUUCCAGUGGCUGUGUCACUGAGGGGGAAUCCAUCUGUUUCACGUCAGGGACUAAAUACACACACAGUAUUGAGAGAAUUUUCAUUUCAGGGAACGUUUGUAGACAUUUUUUCCUGAUUUCAGUUUCCAGCAGCAUGUGUUUUUCCCAAGUGGCAAUAGCAGCAUGGCAAUGCAAUGCAGGAGUCAGGCCGAGUCCACACAAAACUAGUCCCCAGUAUGUGUUAAUCUCAGAUGUGAGCAUCCCUUCUCCUUAUCUUUUUCUGUAACACAAAUAAAAUAGUAGUAGAUGAUCUUUUUUAGUUCAAUGGCCAGACUCUUUGAAAUUUUAUGUAUUGUACAUAAGAGGACAAUUGUAGACUAACUAAUGCCACUGCCCUCAGCCUUGUUCAAAUGUCAUAAAGAUUAUUACAGUAUGAAGAUAAAAUGCGUAACUCCAAAGUCUGGCACCUGUCAGAACAAAUGAAGCUGAAAGGGUCAUUUUUUUUCACACUUUCAUUGUAAUAUAUUUGAAGACAUUCACAGGUUGAAAAAUGGUUACUUCUCCUUUUGUGACAUCUGACAUUUGUCUUGCAAUUGGCAGUGUGUUACUGGAAAAUAGCUUACAGUUCCUCUCAUCUCAUGAUUGAUGUCCUGUAAAGACAGAGUUAUAGAGGAGUUGGAUUUGAAAUGCUAUGACUGUGAAUGCCUUCCCUUGCACCUUUGAAGCAGUACAAUGUGUGGCCUAAAAUAUCCCAGUUUUGCAAGUGUAUAACUUAGCCUGAUAUCAGUGGAAUAAAUUAACUAUUGUAUAUUGAA
Molecule: messenger RNA, 4337 nt
Organism: Oenanthe melanoleuca
Lineage: Eukaryota; Metazoa; Chordata; Aves; Passeriformes; Muscicapidae
Gene: TTLL11
Product: tubulin tyrosine ligase like 11
Exons: 9
Coding region: 1-2238 (745 amino acids)
Biological process (GO): protein polyglutamylation; microtubule cytoskeleton organization
Cellular component (GO): cilium
Molecular function (GO): tubulin binding; tubulin-glutamic acid ligase activity
Source: RefSeq, a predicted model, not a curated record